Messenger RNA from Staurois parvus, 423 nucleotides. The record is from the annotation of a GenBank genome assembly. NCBI's taxonomy places the organism in Eukaryota, Metazoa, Chordata, Amphibia, Anura, Ranidae.
AUGGGCUCGGACAAGCGAGUAAGUCGCAGCGAGCGCAGUGGGAGGUACGGAUCGGCCUUCGACAGAGACGAGCGCGAUGAGCGAGUGUCCAGGAACCGGCGCAGAGAAUCGAAUGAAUAUAAACGAUACAGAGAUGACCGGGACGAUCGAUACGAUGAUUACAGAGACUACGACAGCCCUGAAAGAGACAGAGACCGCGACCGCGAGAGGAGAAACAGCGACCGCUCUGAAGACGGCUACCAUUCAGACGGUGAAUACAUUGACCACGACUACCGCAAUGAUUAUUACAUGGAUGAAAAGGAGAGCAAGACCAUCAUGCUGAGAGGCCUUCCCAUCAACAUCACUGAGAAUGACAUCCGCGAGGUGGUGGAGACCUUCGAGGGGCCGCAGCCUGCGGACGUGAGGCUGAUGAAGCGUAAGACA